Messenger RNA from Myotis brandtii (Brandt's bat), 554 nucleotides. RefSeq names its product beta-2-microglobulin (gene B2M). Gene Ontology annotation, molecular function: MHC class II protein complex binding. The record is from RefSeq and is a predicted model, not a curated record. Gene Ontology annotation, biological process: positive regulation of T cell activation; peptide antigen assembly with MHC class II protein complex; immunoglobulin production involved in immunoglobulin-mediated immune response. Gene Ontology annotation, cellular component: MHC class II protein complex. Bases 44 to 400 code for a protein of 118 amino acids. Lineage: Eukaryota; Metazoa; Chordata; Mammalia; Chiroptera; Vespertilionidae. The transcript is spliced from 4 exons.
GAGGUCGCGCCCUCAUUUUGCGCCUCUCACUCGGGUGGUGGCAAUGGCUCUCACCGUGGCCGUGGUCCUGCUCGGGCUGCUCUGUCUGUCUGGCCUGGACGCCGAACAUCGGAAACCGAAGGUGCAGGUUUACUCGCGGCAUCCACCAGAGAAUGGAAAGCCAAACUUCCUGAACUGCUAUGUGUCUGGGUUCCAUCCACCUGAGAUUGAAAUUGAUUUGAUGAAGAAUGACGAGAAGUUGCCAGUGGAGAAAUCAGACCUGUCUUUCAGCAAGGACUGGUCCUUCUACCUUCUGGUGCAUGCCAACUUCACUCCCAGCGCAGGGGUUGAGUACAGCUGCAUGGUGAAACAUGUUUCUCUUUCUGAGCCUAUGAAAGUUAAAUGGGAUAAGGACAAGUAACCAGCAUCAUGGAGGUUUGAAGAUGCCUGCCUCAUUUGGAUUAAACUAAUUCAAAAUUCUGUUUUCUUUUUAAUACACAUAUGUUAUUAUGCUUUAUGCACACAAAUUAAGGAGCAACACGGAAUUUGACACAAAUAUCUGCUUUAUAAUUUUA